AAAAAAAACUUGUUAAUCUGUAACCCAUGGAUCCUCUUGACCACGCUCCUUCCUAUAGUCUCUUAUGCCCACAAGGACGAUUUCAAAAAGAUGAAGAAAGCUAUCACACAAUCAAGAGCUCUUAUUUAAUUUCUGAUGCAGCAGACGGAAAGUCCAAUCAUCGUCACUUGGUGUUUCUUCGCAACCGAAAAGAAGAUGGAUUACGAUACAUAUUAUGUCAGGCUUGUUACAACUUGAUUGAAAAUCAAACCUAUUACAUCUGCAGCUACUGCAACUGGAAGAGCUACCACAAAGAAUGUGUUGAGUCUCCUUCCAAGUUCCAUUCCUCUGAUCAUCCAAAACAUCCACUCCAACUUGUUUGGUUUCCCGGAAAUCGGAGACAACAUCAAAAACAAUGUUGUUCUUGUAGACGUUAUCGAGGCCGGCUACUUUACUAUUGCUCUAUUUGCGAUUUUUCAAUCGAUCCAGUGUGUGUGGGAAAACCAACAUCCCUUAUUAUAGACAAUCCAAAAAGGCAUAAGCAUACCCUCCAUUACUUUCCAAGAAUAUCUGCUUUGGUUUGCGACGUGUGUGGGUUGGAGGGUCAUAUUGAUUACUUAUACGUAUGUCUCCUAUGCGCGGAUUUCAUUGUCCAUAAACGAUGUGUUUACUUCCCAUUUGUCAUUAAAGUAUCCCGUCACAACCAUCGUCUCGGUUUCACUUAUAAACUUCCUUACGAGAAGUCGACUGAUUGUGGAGUUUGUCAUACGAAGAUAAAAGAAAAUUUCGGAGAAUACUCUUGCACCAAGGAGGGAUGCAUUUAUGCAGUGCAUUCCAGAUGUGCGAUGCAAAGGAAUGUGAGUGACGGGAAAGAACUUGAAGGAGAGCCUGAAGAAGUAUAUGAAGACACUAAAAUGUUUGAGGAGAAAGGCGAUGGGAUUAUACAGCAUUCCACUCAUCCGUCUCAUCCUUUGAGACUUGAAAACAAAUUCCACGAUGAAAGCAAGCAUUGUCAAGCAUGCAGACUUCCUUCUUAUGAUGAUCAUGGUGGUAAUGUGUAUCGAUGUACGAUGCAAUGUGAUGAUUUCAUUUUGCAUGAAUCAUGUGCAUAUCUUCCUCGUGUUAAACAGUUUAUGCUACAUGUUCAUCCAUCGAUUCUAGAUCCCAGUUAUACCACAAAUUUUUUCCAAUGUUGGAAAUGUUAUCGUUACUCAUGCGGUUUCAAAUAUGUAUGUAGUCGUCCUCGUCAAGAGUGUGAUGUGGAGUUAGACAUAAUUUGUGCUUCUAUAUGUGAGCCGUUCGAUCAUCACUGUCAUCCACAUCCCUUGUUCAUUAGUAGUGCUGAAUACGAAUGCAAAACAUGUUCCAUCUGCAGUCAAUCUAAAAGGGUGCGUGAACCUUUAUAUUGUGUGAAAUGCGAUUUUGUUUUGUGCUUUCGUUGUGCCACUCUUCCGCAUAAAGCCAGGUAUGAACGUGAUGAGCAUUUGCUCAUUUUUUCUUACGAAGAAGAUGCAAAUGAUGAUGAGCUUAUUGGGCGAGGAAGACAUAAAUCCAAGGAAAGGGUUAUAUGCAUGCAAUAAGUGUGGACUCACACUCCACAUCGAAUGUUUAUUAGGGAGAGAUCCGUAUAUGAAGCUUGGAUCAUAUUCAAAUUCGAGAAGAAAGGUGUAUAUUCUUCCUAACACUUGUUCAACUCGACCUAUAUGCAAAACAUGCCGAAGACGUUGUCCUCACAAAAUAAAAAUAAAAUCAUCUCGUGAUCCAUAUACAUACUGCUCUUUUGAUUGCUACAGAACGUAUGGUUUAGCGUUCAUGUAACAAUUAUUGUGUUUACAAUGCAACUCCAAAUGUAAAUAUGUAAUGUGGGGUUUUUAUUUUAAAUUGAUCCAUGUUGUCAAAAGUUAAACAGAAUUAAAGAAGAAUGCUCCAAGAAAUUAAAAUAGUAUGGUUUCUCUCUCUAAA
Messenger RNA from Arabidopsis lyrata subsp. lyrata, 1941 nucleotides. RefSeq lists its product as uncharacterized. Gene Ontology annotation, molecular function: zinc ion binding. The record is from RefSeq and is a predicted model, not a curated record. Lineage: Eukaryota; Viridiplantae; Streptophyta; Magnoliopsida; Brassicales; Brassicaceae.